Molecule: messenger RNA, 4105 nt
Organism: Lepisosteus oculatus (spotted gar)
Lineage: Eukaryota; Metazoa; Chordata; Actinopteri; Semionotiformes; Lepisosteidae
Gene: kbtbd3
Product: kelch repeat and BTB (POZ) domain containing 3
Molecular function (GO): protein binding
Source: RefSeq, a predicted model, not a curated record
UGACAUCAUUUCCUCAUCUUGUUGUCUUAUCAUGCCUUCAGACUCCGAUCUCUCGCUCUUCCGGUAUAUUUUUCAAGGCGGAGCAGCAAUUGCUGUCCAGGGUGCUGAAAUCGUAGGUAAAGUAGAAUUGAACAUUUCUAAAUUAGGUUGCACAUCAGUCACGUUGCAAACAUUGCAUUCGCUUUUUGAGUCCAUCCUUAACUGACCGACUGUGAUGAUGGAGAGCCGGUGUGACCCGUUCAGCCAGACUGUGUGCAAUGGAGUGCCGGAGAAGAAACCUGUUGUGCUGGUGGCAGAGGACCAUGGACAGGAGAUCCUGAGUGUGCUUCAGAGUUUCAGGGAGAAGAAUGCCUUCUUCGAUUUUCAAAUCCUGGUCAAAGGGGAGACAAUACCCUGCCAUCGCUGUGUGCUUGCGGCUUGCAGUGAUUUUUUCAGGGCCAUGUUUGAAGUGAACAUGAGAGAGCGAGAUGAUGGCAGUGUGACAAUGAGCAAUUUGUCCCCCAAAGCAAUCAAAGCCUUUCUGGAUUUUGCCUACACUGGACAGACGAUGAUCACAGAGGAGAAUGUAGAUAUGCUCUUCCAGUUGUCCUCCUUCCUGCAGAUCUCCAUUCUUUCAAAAGCCUGCAGUGAUUAUCUUAUCAAAACCAUCGACCUGUUGAACUGCUUGCAGCUGCUGUCUCUGUCAGAAGGGUACGGAUCCACUCGGCUGUACGAACGCACGCUGGAGUUUGUGGUCCAGCACUUUCACACCCUGACGAAGUCCGCCGACUUCCUGGAGAUGAAUGUCAACGUCUUCAAGAAAUGCCUGGAAGCAGAUGAGCUCAAUGUCCCAGAUGAGGAAGCUGUCCUGAACGCAGUACUUUUGUGGACAAAGCACAGUUUGGAAAACAGACAAAAAUUCUUUCCCCAUUUAAUCAAACUGGUUCGACUGCAUCAGUUACCCAGGGGAGUCCUGGAGGAAAUUUCUAAAUCAGAGAGCCUGUUGUCAAGCAAUGGGGACUGCCUUCAGAUCAUUAGAGAGGUUAUUGUUAGCCUCCAGGAUCUCAGUGGCUUUUUUCCUGAUGCUCGUCCUUCUACCACGGAGAAGUACAUCUAUGUCCACAAGACGGAAGAGAAUGGGGAGAUUCGCCACGCCUUCUGCUACAACAUCGAAACUGACCGCUGGAAAGAGCUUCCUCAUUCCAACCUCGUGGACAUGUCUGGCUCCAGCUUGGCUAGCUUUGGGGAAAAGCUCUUUGUAACGGGGGGUUGCAAAGGAAACUGCUGCAGGGCCGUGAGACUGCACAUUGCCGAGCCCUUCCAUGAUGCCACAGAUGAGACCUGGUGCUACUGUCCAGUUCAGAACCACUUUUUCUUGAUACCCCCGAUGAAGAGUCCACGAACUAUGCAUACGUCCGUCAGAGCCCUGAACCGGGUCUACGUCAUCGGGGGAAAGACAAGAGGGGCCAGGAAUAUCAGAAGCCUGCUGGAUGUGGAGUAUUACAACCCCCUCACAAAAGACUGGAACUCAGUGAGUCCUCUGCCCAGAGGUAUUUACUAUCCUGAAGCCAGCGCCUGCAAUAAUGUCAUCUACACUUUGGGGUCCGAAGUAGAAAUAGCUGACAUUUUCAACCCGUCGCUAGACUGUUUCUUCAGGUAUGACGCUCAGGUCAACCAGUGGUCAGAACUGGUUGCUGAAUUUGGUCAGUUCUUUCAUGCCACCUUGGUCAAAGCAGUGCCAGUCAACAAUACUCUGUACAUCUGUGAUUUGUCCACUUACAAGGUGUACAGCUUCUGCCCCGAAACCUGUGUGUGGAAGGGCGAAGGCUCUUUUGAGUGUGCGGGAUUCAAUGCAGGAGCUAUUGGCAUUGCAGACAAAAUCUACAUACUGGGUGGAGACUACGCUCCGGACGAAAUAACAGAUGAAGUGCAGGUCUACCACAGCAACAGAUCCGAAUGGGAGGAGGUUUCUCCCAUGCCAAGAGCCUUGACAGAAUUCCAUUGCCAGGUGAUGCGAUUCAACCGUUACAGAGACCCGUGGAAGGCAGACCCAUGAACACACUGUGGUGGGAAGCUAAUCAUAUCCAGGGGUGACUGUAUCCUUUGAAAAUGAAUGGCUUCGUUCUACAGUAUGUCUUUCUCUAUAGGUUGGCCCUGUUUCAUACAUAGCACAGCUGUCACUGAAUAUGCCCGAACAAUCACAAACAAGGACCCAGCCAGGGCAAGGUUUCGAUCCUGUCGACAUUUCAGUUUGUAGGUUACAACAUUGUCAAAAAAAAACACUUUAUGAGUGCCAAAGCUCAGUUUUUGUGCAAAGCUUUAGGCCAUUAUCCUUAAUAAUUUGAGAAUGAAGAAAUCUUUGUUCAAGUUCAAAAAGACAGCAUAAAGCAUGAAGACGAAAGAUCCAGAUAUAUACAUGAUAUUGUAGAUGUAGAGUGGUCGUGUAUUUAUCUGAACUAUUGUUGUAUGAAGUUCUUUCUAAAAAUACUAAAGCUGAUGUGUUUAAUGUUAUGGUCUAAAUCACCUCCUGCUCCUAGUUUCAUAUGUUCUGACUGCUCGGUGGCUGUAAUAAUGAGACAGUGCCUACUUAGUCAAUGAAAUGGCCUUUAGUUCACGACUUUCUUCAUUUUCCCAGAUACACUUUCAAUUUCCAGAUCAGGACACGACAGGAAGCAUGAACAAUCAAAUACUGGCAAAUAAAAGAAACAGCUGCUGUUACACUUCUGUGUGAGACUACUUCCUUUCUCUUCUUUGAUACCAUUCAAAUAAUGUAAUUCCUGCUUCUUUCCCUGAAAAUAUGUAUGGAGUACUGUUUCUUGAUUUGAUCUUUCUUCGUGGUGUGCUUAUUAUUAAUAACAAUGAUUUUUAAGAUUACUUUUAAACUACAUUUUUAUACAAGAUGUACUGUAAAAACUCAACAUAAUCUAUUAAUGCUACACGGGCCCUUACAAAUGUCAUUUAAUAUUUUUCAUACAACUUUACAUGUACCAGACACACAGAAUACAAACCUGAUCAUGCCCUUUCACAUUAUCAGUUAGAUUUUGCCUGUUUAUCCUAGCAGUCUCUCGUACAUUCAAAUAUAUACUUUUUUAUACUGCCUUAAUAAACCACAUAAAAUGUGUAUCAUACAAAGAAACAUUAUAUUAUGUACAACAGUAUGUAUAUUAGAUAGUAUAUUUCAAUGUGAGGUAACAAAAAUGAAGUUUGGCAAAUAGGUGUGAGUUUUUUUCCUUCUAAAGCCCUGGUAUGUGAUCAUCCUUGCUCUGUAACAGCUGAAUACUAGGGUAAUAAGAAAAAACAAGAAAACUUUACUAUUGUGCAUGGCUUUUCAGUGCAUCAGUGAGCAAUGAAAAGGGUUUGGUAUGUUUAAGGAAACUCAGCUGUAGUCAUGGUGAUGCUUGUGUUUAUAGUCACGGUCAGAGUGGUUUUGUGAAUGGAGUAAGUAUUGUGAACUCCGCAGUCCUGCCAUCUCAUACAUCAUCAAACUGGCUUUCCUUUCCUGAUUUAGGGAUUUAGUCGGGCCUGCGCAUGAGAUGUGCUUUCUGAGAAUGGUAAAACUUGUGAUUCAUGUACAUUUGUCAUGCAGCAGGCAGUAGAGCAUCUGACAUCCCUUUACAGACAUGAAAAACACCAUGAGUCACACUGUAUACUUUUUGUAACUAUCAAUGCUGAUUUUGCCUAAAGACAAUAUAAACAGGAUUCUGAGGGGGAAAAAAGCAAUAUUUUAUCCAUCAUUGUAGUAGUGAUGUUACUCAGUGGACUACCACUUUCAAAACUCUCAUUAUAUUUUUAGAAUUCAAUUUUCUGUGUUAAUAGAGGAUUUGUAAGAAGGCAAAAUGUCUCUUCCAUUUCAUUUUUGUACAAAUGUGUUUAUAUUGAUUCAGAUGUUAUGCUGCUUUACAAUGAAUUAUGCCAUUCAGAACUUUUUUGCUUUAUAUGUUCAGAACAAAAUCAAAUGGUGAGACACUGAUGCUCAAAUCAGUGUAUAUUUAUUCAAUUAUAUUCUAAUGCAUGAAAAGUGAAGAAUGAGUAAAUAUUGUACACAUAUACUGUAUGAUUAAGGCUAUGUAAGUUAUCCAUGUUACCUAACUCUAUCUUAAUAAAGUAGCCUCGAAGCUGAAGGAUA